CAACACACCACUCUCUCUCUCUCUCUCUCUCUCUCUCUCUCUCUCUCUCUCUCUCUCUCUCUCUCUCUCAAGAUGUCUAGACUCACUCCUCCUCCUCUACUCUCCGUCAACCUUCCCAUCAUGGACAAAACACCCGACUCCGAGUUAACCCCAACUCCACUCGGUUUCCCAAACGAGUUCCCUUACGAGUUCGACUCUCCAGCAUUCUCCCCUGGCUUCACCUCCCCCGGUAACUCCACCGAGACCGAAGACGAGAGCAGCGACGACGAGGAAGACUUCCUCGCCGGUUUAACUCGCCGACUCGCUCCCUCCACUCAGCGCCUCCCUCCUCCUACCUCCUCCAAGUCCGAGGAGAAACGCCAGGUGGCGGCAGCAACUUCGCCGCAGUCAACGCUGAGAAGUCCUAUCGCUCCACCGUCGCAUGCGGCCCAUACGGCGCCGUUUAAAAGAGACAAUGCGUGGGAUGUCAUCUCUGCCGCGGCUGGAGAAGUCGCCAGGCUCAAACUCGGAAGCUACGACGAGCCUCACCUUCCCCGCGAAAGCCCAAGUCUCGUCCUCCGCCGCCAAAACGCUGCGUUUCAAGCCGAACGCUAUAUCAACCAGCAGCAGCAGCGUCUUCUUGACCAGAUGUGGCUCUGUUCUCAGACGAGAACCAAGUCCUCUGAGAAUCACUUCGCGAAGAGACUAGUGAACGAAGAAAUCGCGUUUCAAAACCUGAGAGUCUUGAGACGCAAUGCUUCAUCCAGCGCCACGUGGAUGAUGCCUCAACAAGCAGUGACUCCUCAGAAACGUCCUUCCACCGGUACCGGAGUUUUUAUUCCCCGGCGAUACCCAACUACAGAGACCAUCAAGAAGUCAGCACCAGUCAGCAGAACCGCUAUGCCGCAAUCGAAAGUCUCUACUCCGCAGACUCUGAACUUUGAUGAGUUCACCAACGUGGGGUCAAGACUCAGCCAGUUUGACUACGAGUGCAUGUUAGCGAGAAGUACACUACUUGCGCGUCAGGGAAAUUUCAGAGCAGUUGGUCGUCUGAAUCAAGAAAGACGUCUUCCUCAAGACUGGAUGUAUUGAAGCUGUUGUUCUGUCUGAGAAGUUUGGUGAAUCAGGACUCAGGAGCGUAGUUAGAAGUUGUGUGGUUUUAGGUUAUAAGCUGAGAUUGUUGUGUUAUGAUUAGUGAUAAUAAGGAUAAUAAUUAGAAUAAAGGUUGGGAUAUUACAAGUUUGUUACAUUUUUACAUUUUUAGUAACUAAGACAAUGCUCUCUAUGAUAUUUUUGUUGACCUUGUGAGGGUUUAAGGGAGAUGGGUUGUGUCGGGUACUAUUAUUAUUAUUUUUUUCACUUUGGUUGACAUGGAAAAUUCAAAAUUUGCUGGGUGGGGGAGUUUUUGUUUUGUACUAAUUUUAAUAGUUUUCUCCUAUAUUUGGAGGAUUUAAUGUUGUAAUAAAAACAUUGGAAUUACUUUGUUUGUUUAAUAAAAUUAUUAUGAAGCAGCUAA
Molecule: messenger RNA, 1495 nt
Organism: Raphanus sativus (radish)
Lineage: Eukaryota; Viridiplantae; Streptophyta; Magnoliopsida; Brassicales; Brassicaceae
Exons: 2
Coding region: 73-1071 (332 amino acids)
Source: RefSeq, a predicted model, not a curated record